UGCCGGCCGAGCGGAGCCGAGCCCAGCCCGGGCCGGGCGCAGCCGGCGGCGGGGGCGGGCACAUCCGCGCCGGUGCCGCGGGGGCUGGGGCACGGCGGAGGCAGCGCCGGAAUGGGGGUGGCUUCCUGAAGCGCGGGGAAGGGAGGGCGGGAGGAGGCUGGUUCUUGCCUUUCGGUGCCUUCUCCGCCCCCCUCCCGCCCGUCUCUCUCCCAAGUUUGCCGCCUCCGGAGCGGCUGGCUGCGGGCUGCCCCGGCCCCGCUCCCGGCGCUGCCCGCGGCGGGGCGGGCGGGCACGGCGGCGAGCCCAGGCGAGGCAGGGAGCGGCCCGGCCGCCCCCGGGGAAGGCUGUGCUCCGGGGAGCUGCGGGGGGAGGCGGCUGGCACAGACGCCGAAGCUCCGCCGCCCACCCCCCGGCACCGCCGCAGUCUGCCCAGCGCCGGCAGCCCCGGGAGAUGGUGACACAUGAAGCGUGCGGGAAGGACCAUGGUUGAGAGGACCAGCAAGUUCUUGCUGAUCGUGGCCGUCUCCGUGUGCUUCAUGCUCAUCUUGUACCAGUACGUGGGGCCGGGGCUGAGCCUGGGUUCCCCCAGCGGCCGCUCCUACUCGGAGGAGCUGGACCUCUUUCCCACGCCGGACCCGCACUACGUGAAGAAGUAUUACUUCCCCGUGCGGGAGCUGGAGCGGGAGCUCGCGUUCGACAUGAAGGGCGAGGACGUGAUCGUCUUUCUGCACAUCCAGAAGACCGGCGGCACCACCUUCGGCCGCCAUCUGGUGCAGAACGUGCGGCUGGAGGUGCCCUGCGACUGCCGGCCCGGGCAGAAGAAGUGCACCUGCUACCGGCCCAACCGCAGGGAGACCUGGCUCUUCUCACGCUUCUCCACGGGCUGGAGCUGCGGGCUGCACGCCGACUGGACCGAGCUCACCAACUGCGUGCCCGGGGUGCUGGACCGCCGGGAGAGCGCCGCGGCCAAGACUCCCAGAAAAUUUUACUACAUCACUCUGCUGAGAGACCCCGUAUCUCGUUACCUCAGCGAAUGGCGUCAUGUUCAACGAGGAGCUACUUGGAAGACCUCCUUGCACAUGUGUGAUGGCAGGACACCAACUCCUGAAGAGCUGCCCUCGUGCUACGAGGGCACGGACUGGUCGGGCUGCACGCUGCAGGAGUUCAUGGAUUGCCCAUAUAACUUGGCCAACAACCGCCAAGUGAGGAUGUUGGCUGACUUGAGCUUGGUGGGCUGCUACAACAUGUCCUUCAUCCCAGAGAACAAGCGAGCACAGAUCCUGCUGGAGAGCGCAAAAAAAAACCUCAAAGACAUGGCCUUCUUCGGCCUGACAGAGUUCCAGAGAAAGACUCAGUACCUGUUUGAGAGAACUUUUAACCUGAAAUUCAUCCGGCCCUUUAUGCAGUACAACAGCACGCGGGCGGGCGGGGUGGAGGUGGACAACGACACCAUCCGCAGGAUCGAGGAGCUCAAUGACUUGGACAUGCAGCUCUAUGACUAUGCAAAGGACCUCUUCCAACAGCGCUACCAGUACAAACGGCAGCUGGAGAGGAUGGAGCAGAGGAUAAAGAACCGGGAGGAGAGGCUUCUUCACCGGUCCAACGAAGCGCUUCCCAAGGAAGAGACCGAGGAGCAAGGACGUUUGCCCACUGAGGACUACAUGAGCCAUAUUAUAGAGAAGUGGUAGCCUAGGCAGACUUUUAUAUUAAUGAUAUUCUAGGGUUUCCAUAUAAGAGAUCGUGGAAGUAAAAUUACAAAAAAAAUACAAAAAUACAAAAAAACAACAACAACGAAAAAUAUUUUAUUUAAAAACAAGUCUGUAAAACAGAAGAUAAAUUGCUUCCUUGAGCAUAGGGUCUUUUUACUGUUUCUUACAAGACCGAUGAGAUUCUUAAAAAAAAAAAAAAUAAAUACAUAAAAAUAAAAAAAGGGUCAACAUUCUAAUGCAGAGAUAAAAAAUGCAUAAAUGCAGUUACCAACUCAUAAGUCCAAAUACAGAAGAACAUUUCUUAUCCUCACGAUUUUAACACAAAUGGCAGAAGUUGGAUUUUUUUAAAAUCUGUUUGUCCCCUGAACGUAAUGAUCUAAAGAUACAUAAUUAAAAAACAAGGAAACAGAGGUUUUCUUUUGUGGGGGAGGUGGGAUGGGAAUUGCAUUGUUUGUCAGAAACUGAUAAUGGUGACGAAGGUGAGGAUGGUCAUCCUGUCAGGCUGGGAUGUGAGCACACAGACAUUCAGCUGGCAGCCACUGCCAGAAAGUAGAGCACCAUGAAAAAAAAAAAAAAAGAAAACCAGUCAGAGGAUGAGAGACAUUAAAGCAAAUUGACAAUGGC
Poecile atricapillus (Black-capped chickadee) is the source of this 2333-nucleotide messenger RNA. It is a transcript of the gene HS6ST1, whose product is annotated as heparan sulfate 6-O-sulfotransferase 1. The record is from RefSeq and is a predicted model, not a curated record. The transcript is spliced from 2 exons. Bases 462 to 1688 code for a protein of 408 amino acids. Gene Ontology annotation, molecular function: heparan sulfate 6-sulfotransferase activity. Lineage: Eukaryota; Metazoa; Chordata; Aves; Passeriformes; Paridae. Gene Ontology annotation, cellular component: membrane.